Messenger RNA from Pisolithus orientalis, 564 nucleotides. RefSeq lists its product as uncharacterized. The transcript is spliced from 3 exons. The coding region runs from base 1 to 564 and encodes 187 amino acids. The record is from RefSeq and is a predicted model, not a curated record. Lineage: Eukaryota; Fungi; Basidiomycota; Agaricomycetes; Boletales; Pisolithaceae.
AUGGAGGACUGGGAGACUGGUCCUAGACUGAAAACCAGGGGCCAGGAGCAAGUUCAAAGGACUAGCAUGCCCAGGGGGUGCCUCCAAGUGGAAGGAGAGGCCAGAAGAGAGAUCAGGGACCAGGCUAAGGGCCAGAGGGCUGGCAGACUGGUCCUAGACCAAAGUGGAGAACCAAGGCCUAGAGCAAGUCCAAAGGACAGGCACCAUUCUGAGGCCAAGGAGACUGGUGCAGGACUAGGACAGGGGACAGGAGACCUGGGACAGGUCUGUGAGGACCAGGAGGGGCUGAGGAAGGCCAGGACCAGUCUGAGACCCAGUAACAGGUCCAGACAGGUCUGGGUGAGGUGGCCAAACCAGACCAAGGCUGGAAUGGCCAGUAAUGAAGGGCAGGAGGUGGAUAGAAGUGGCAUCCAGGUUUCAGGCAAGUCCAGGCUGGUAACACACAGUCUGGAGGCCAAAAAGGCAGUCUGGGGCUCCAAGGCCAGUGUAGCUGAGGCUGAGGGUGGAGACUGGACCCAAAAACUGCUGAAGCUGAGUGCUGAUGGGGAACAGGGAAGGUGUUGA